AUGACUUUAGACGAUUCGCGAAAAGCGAGCAUUCAGCAUGCUCUGGACCAAUACCGACAGACAGUCUUUGCAAGGAACAUGUCUUUACUGCCUAUCCUGGUGGAGAAGAUUGAGACUGCCGUUGUUCCGGAUAGCUGGAAUGAACAGAAUGUGCACAAGGCUCGUAUGAGAGCCAUCAACGACUACUUCGCUCACCGGCUUGGCGGAGACGCGAUUGGAGACACUAUCUCUACUCCGCAAGAUCUUCUGACUCUCAUGCCCACUUCCCGCUUCGCGGAAAGAUUCAAACUCGACGGUACUUCGCACGAGCCCGUGGACCUGACGUCCGUGACAAACUACUUCAACACGUUACGACAAGCACUACGUUCCAAACAAAGCUCCAAAGACCCGGCUCUCCAAGAUUCAGAAUACCCAGAGGAACCGCCCGAAGACCUCGAGUACUUGAUGUCCCUCGUCUCUUCCAUCUCUGCUCCCAAGAUGGAAUGCGAUUAUGGAUCCCGCCCUUCGACAUUUUUCCCAACUGAGAGCAGUGACUUGGAAGUGCAUGCCCCCGUUCGGAUUGGACACACUCUUGAUACCCCGCUCGAUGAGUUCGACCCAUAUGAACAAGCUUGGGAGGACUGGACGAUCGCAGUGGCGAUUAACAUCGGAGAGAAACACCCUGAUUGGACACCAAGUGGUGUUCAUGCGCUUUACUGCUCUCCUGAUACCGAAGGGGAGAGGAAAGAUUGGAAGUGGCGGUAUGGCAUCAACGAGAAGUAUUACUCGAGCGAGUUGUACGAUAGUGUGGAGGAAUAUCUGUUGAAGUUUUGGUUGCAUUUCGACGAAGAGACGGAGGAGAACGUGAGGAGUGCACCGAUAAGUCUGGAUCCGGAGGGAGAUAUGAUCACCUCAUGGAAAAUGAAUGGGGCGGAAGAGGUCGUGGUCAAACCAGGAGACCCGGGUCAUCAUGGUGGUGAAAAAGAUGAGAUUUGGAUUGUCGAGCCCAGUGACCCGAGACAUUCAGCCUACCGAAAUGAAUGA
This is a messenger RNA of Cercospora beticola, 1023 nucleotides long. RefSeq lists its product as uncharacterized. NCBI's taxonomy places the organism in Eukaryota, Fungi, Ascomycota, Dothideomycetes, Mycosphaerellales, Mycosphaerellaceae. The record is from RefSeq and is a predicted model, not a curated record.